GGCAAGCCCAGCCACUACACUACCAGGCUGGUCCCAGGUGACAGCAUUUUUAAUAUGAGGUCCCUGGCUUCUAUAUACAGUAUUAAUGUAAAUAUUCAUUGCCUCCACCUGUUGUUGAUGUCUUUUUGGAUUCUGGUUCUGGAUGGAAUUGGGGGAAUAAGAGACUUAGUUACGGUUUAAAAGUAGUGAAGUUGUCUAUCUUCUUGCUUUAAGACAGUGUCGUUUCUGAACCAUUUAUACCUACAGUAUUUGUUCUGUAUCCGAGUACAUUUGUUUAUGGGUGAUUAAAAAUAAGAUGUGGUCUGCUCUGGGCUUGCCAACGCCAAACAUGAGGAUUAUUGAAAAUGUAGAUAUUAAUGCCGUUAAAAUGAUUGUUUUGUAAGGUGAACCUCCGUGUAGAGGCUGCUUUUGUGUCAAACUUUCUUCUGUAUGUUUCCAACCUAACGCCAGAAAAUGAUUGGACAGGAUGUAGAGUAGCGGACGCAGAAAUAAGGGUUUCAGAAGCUAACGUUUGAAUAAAGUCUUCUGGCCUUCAAUUAAAUCCCGCCCAACCUCCUUGCCAGGCAGGUCUCGGCCAGGCAGACUGAGUGGGCGGAAGUGGCUGAAGUGGAUGUACGGCUGCUCUCCUCAUCUGUGGUCACAGUUGUCUCAGCCCUGUCAGUGGAGGAGGAGGAGAAAUGUGGGUGACAGCCUGGGAAACAGAGAGCCAGGAGGCUGGCCAGUGGAGGCUUUAGAGUCAGACCCCAUUGGCAUUCUGACUUCGAUGUUUAUUAGCUUUAUGAUCUUGGGCACAUGCCUUACAUGGCCCUGAGUCUCGGUCUCCUCCGUCGGAGGUGGACACCAACACCUCGCACACCUUGUAGCGUUGUCGUAAGGUUGAGUGCCGCAUGCCUUCAGCACUGGUCUGCCCUUGGGAACUGCUCGGUGAAGGCUGCCUGUGGGCUGUUGUGAAGGGGACUUGAUGCCAGGCACUGCCUCAGUAGAGGGCUGGCUUGCAGAGGGGCUGGCCAGAAUAGCCUCACCGUGGUUUUAUUGUUUGCAUGAAGCAACACUGAUUUUUUUUUUACUUAGAAUUAGAUUUGAAAACUAAUUUUGUUCAUGCAUGAUUAAGAAUUAGUUGCAUAUUUAUGCUUUUAAGUGUAUAGCAGCACAAUACAAACUAUGUAGGGUAGCUCUCCAAUACUAGAAACAUUGGAAAGUAUCAUGAAAUCAGAAUUUGCCUUCUGUCGGUAAUGCUCCAAAUUUUAAUUCUUAGGUUUCAAAGAAGGUGUAUUUGUGGUCUCUCCUGAUGAGUAUUCUCAUUGUUUGCAGUGAACCUGGGCUCCAAGGGCAGGUUGCUAUUAGCUCUUAAUACCUUGGAACUGCUUCCUGGGCUAGUGCCCAGGCCAUUGUUGAGGUGGGAAGCUGUAAUCCACCCACCAACAGCUUUAUUGAGGCAAAAAAGGCUGUUUAAUGCUUACUUUCACCUUAAGUCCGUUUUUUAGGAUUAAUGGUAAAGAGUAUAAUUUCUCUUUAAAAAUUUUUCCCACACUUUGUAAUCUCUGUUCUGUUUCUCCACUUGCUUCCAAAAAGAAUUUGAGAUUGCUCAUCUUAUCGGGUCAUACACAGUGAGACAGUUAAAGAUUUUAAAAGAGGAAGCCACAUAUCCGGAAGCAGCAACCUGCAGCUACGUGCGUGGGCUGCCUGGCUGUGAGCUCUGCGAGACAGGACAGAGAUAAUGGACUGAAGAGUGCUUGCAGCAUCCUGCCCGAGGGGGUUCCUGCAGCUCCUGGAGAGGCCUGGAGUCAUCACUGUUAGCCUUGGAAGACCUCUGAGUUUUCCCAAGACCUGAUCAGGUUCAAGUCACGGCUGCUCUGCCUGGCAGCAUAGAACGUCCUCCGUGCACUGUUUUGCGAGGAUGAAUUAUAUUGCUGCUCCGUCAGACUCUGCUUCCUAACGUGGUCCAAGACGAUUCCUGGGAAAGUCGAAUUCUUCUCUAGUGAGGGUUCAGACACCUCGAUACCAAUUCCAAUAGUGCCGCUGCGGGGUGUGGAUGACUCCUACCCACCCCAGAAGAAGUCUUUCAUGAUGCUCAAGUACAUGCAUGACCACUACUUGGACAAGUACGAAUGGUUCAUGAGAGCAGACGAUGAUGUAUAUAUCAAAGGAGACCGCCUGGAGAACUUCCUGCGGAGUUUGAAUAGCAGUGAGCCCCUCUUUCUUGGGCAGACGGGGCUGGGCACCACGGAAGAAAUGGGGAAACUGGCCCUGGAACCCGGGGAGAACUUCUGCAUGGGGGGUCCUGGUGUGAUCAUGAGCCGUGAGGUCCUCCGCAGGAUGGUGCCGCACAUUGGGAAGUGUCUCCGGGAGAUGUACACCACCCACGAGGACGUGGAGGUGGGCCGAUGCGUCCGCAGGUUCGCGGGGGUGCAGUGCGUCUGGUCUUACGAGAUGCAGCAACUUUUUUAUGAGAAUUACGAGCAGAACAAAAAGGGGUACAUUAGAGAUCUCCAUAACAGUAAAAUUCACCGAGCCAUCACGCUGCACCCCAACAAAAACCCGCCCUACCAGUACCGGCUCCACAGCUACAUGCUCAGUCGCAAAAUAGCCGAACUCCGCCACCGCACCAUUCAGCUCCACCGCGAGAUCGUCCUGAUGAGCAAAUACAGCAACACCGAGGUUCAUAAGGAAGACCUCCAGCUGGGGAUCCCUCCUUCCUUCAUGAGGUUUCAGCCCCGCCAGCGAGAGGAGAUUCUGGAGUGGGAGUUUCUGACUGGGAAAUAUUUGUAUUCGGCUGCAGAUGGCCAGCCCCCUCGAAGAGGGAUGGACUCCGCCCAGAGAGAGGCCUUGGAUGACAUUGUCAUGCAGGUCAUGGAGAUGAUCAAUGCCAACGCCAAGACCAGAGGGCGCAUUAUUGAUUUCAAGGAGAUACAGUAUGGCUAUCGCCGCGUGAAUCCCAUGUAUGGGGCCGAAUAUAUCCUGGACCUGCUGCUUCUGUACAAAAGGCACAAAGGGAAGAAAAUGACGGUUCCUGUGCGGAGGCACGCGUAUUUACAGCAGGCCUUCAGCAAGAUCCAGUUUGUGGAGCACGAGGAACUGGAUGCCAAGGAAUUGGCCAAGAAAAUCAAUCAGGAGUCUGGAUCCUUGUCCUUUCUCUCGAAUUCCCUGAAGAAGCUUGUUCCCUUUCAGCUCCCCGGGUCGAAGAGCGAGCACAAAGAACCCAAAGAGAAAAAGAUAAAUAUAUUGAUUCCUUUGUCUGGACGUUUUGACAUGUUUGUGAGAUUUAUGGGUAACUUCGAGAAGACGUGUCUCAUUCCAAAUCAGAACGUCAAGCUUGUUGUUCUGCUUUUCAAUUCUGACUCCAACCCUGACAAGGCCAAACAAGUUGAACUCAUGAGAGAUUAUCGCGUUAAGUACCCUAAAGCUGACAUGCAGAUUUUGUCUGUGUCUGGAGAGUUUUCAAGAGCUUUGGCCCUUGAAGUAGGAUCUUCCCAGUUUAAUAAUGAAUCCUUGCUCUUCUUCUGUGACGUUGACCUCGUGUUCACUACAGAAUUCCUCCAACGAUGUCGAGCAAAUACAGUUCUCGGCCAACAAAUAUAUUUUCCAAUCAUCUUUAGCCAGUACGAUCCAAAGAUUGUUUAUAGUGGGAAAGUUCCCAGUGACAACCAUUUUGCCUUUACUCAAAAAACCGGCUUCUGGAGAAACUAUGGGUUUGGCAUUACUUGUAUUUAUAAGGGAGAUCUUGUCCGAGUAGGCGGCUUUGAUGUUUCCAUCCAAGGCUGGGGGCUUGAGGAUGUGGACCUUUUCAACAAGGUUGUCCAGGCAGGUUUGAAGACGUUCAGGAGCCAAGAAGUAGGAGUAGUCCACGUCCACCAUCCCGUCUUCUGUGAUCCCAAUCUUGAUCCCAAACAGUACAAAAUGUGCUUGGGGUCCAAAGCAUCAACAUAUGGGUCCACACAGCAGUUGGCUGAAAUGUGGCUAGAAAAAAAUGACCCAAGUUACAGUAAAAGCAGCAAUAAUAAUGGCUCAGUGAGGACAGCCUAAUGUCCAGCUCUGCUGGAAAAGACGUUUUUAACUAUCUAAUUUAUUUUUCAAAAAUUUUUUGUAUGAUCAGUUUUUGAAGUCCAUACAAGGAUAUAUUUUACAUGUGAUUUUCUUACAAAGGACUCCUUGAAGAUCGAGCUUUUUGAACAAAAAUGUGAUCAUGUUUGCCUUUGAACACAUUUUCUUGCUGAACGUCAUGUAGCAGACUUGCUUCACUAGGACUUGAAAUGUACCUGAUGAACAAAACUUUUUUUUUCAUUUCCUUUUCAGACCCCUUUGCUGUAGUCCUAUGGCAGAAAACGUGAACGAUCCUGCAAAGUAUUAUUGUAACAAAACACUGUAACUCUGGUAAAUGUUUUGUUGUAACUGUUAACAUUGCACAGAUUCUACCUUUUGUCUUUUUUAUGACUUUUUUUUUUUAAGCCGUUUCGUGUUCCAGUUGUAAAAUAAGGAAAUGUGAUAAUAGCUGUAUCGUCAUCUUCAGGAGAGCUUUCCAAAGUUGAUUCUUUCUCCUAAACUUGGGUUUGUUGUCAUGGAGGUUUUUUGAAGCAGAGGGAACAAGGAAGGCACAGUGAGGCCAUGGCUGCCCUCGUGAUUCCUGUAGCCUGAAUGGACCUGGCAUUAAAUUCCCAGAAGGCUUUGGCAUUUUCUGUCUUCCUGACCCUUCUCUUGAAAGGGUCAAGUAUUAGUACUUAGAACAGCAAAGAAGAAUUAUUGUAAUAAAUCUUAUGUGCGCAAGCUAAAACAAAAAAACCCACCCUCAUGAAAGCACUGGGGGAGAUGUAUUGGUGUGUUCCCUUCACCCUUCUGUGUUACGUUGGUGGAAAUGGUUAUUUCAUUCUUUCAUUGCUGUUUUGUUUUCUCCUUUGUAUCUGAAGUACCUUUAAUUUAUUUAAUAUCCGUUGGUUAGAGCACUGCCGUUUCUGGAGUCCCUCUUAGUUACUGGUAUUUAUGUGUAUUGGGCGUGUGUUUAGUAUGUUUUAUUUGCAGUAAAAAAACUGAUCUCCAAAGAUUUCCUUUUGUAAAGUCUUUUCCCCCCUCGUUAAUUUUUACAUUCCUUACUGUUUUACUAAAUAUUAAGUGUUCUUUGACAAUUUUGGUGCUCACUUGUGUUGGGGACAAAAGUGAAAUGAAUCUGACAUUACAUCAGAAAGUUUUAAAGUUUGUUUUAAACUCACAGAUCAAACGUGCCUUAAUAAAUUUUUUUUUCAUUUAGAUUUCAAACAGUAACAGACUUGCCAUUUUAAUAUACAUCAUUGGAGAUCUGCUUACUUGUAAAUAGCCUGUUGCUCAUUUGGAAAAAUAAACUAGUAAACAAUAUUUUUCUAUUGUACUUUUCAGAUCCAUUUUGUCUCAUUACUCCUGUUUUAGCUGAAGAAUUGUAUUACAUUUGGAAAGUAAAAAACUUAAACACUGA
Molecule: messenger RNA, 5440 nt
Organism: Equus caballus (horse)
Lineage: Eukaryota; Metazoa; Chordata; Mammalia; Perissodactyla; Equidae
Source: RefSeq, a predicted model, not a curated record